This is a messenger RNA of Guyanagaster necrorhizus, 987 nucleotides long. RefSeq lists its product as uncharacterized. The transcript is spliced from 6 exons. Gene Ontology annotation, cellular component: peroxisomal membrane. Gene Ontology annotation, molecular function: zinc ion binding. Lineage: Eukaryota; Fungi; Basidiomycota; Agaricomycetes; Agaricales; Physalacriaceae. Bases 1 to 987 code for a protein of 328 amino acids. Gene Ontology annotation, biological process: protein import into peroxisome matrix. The record is from RefSeq and is a predicted model, not a curated record.
AUGUCAACUGGCAUCCCCACCUUUCCCGAUGCCCAGCAGGCCCAAAUUAUUCGUGCUCACCAACGAGAUCUCUACCAUCUCUCGUCACUAAGGGAGCAAACCGACUCCGUACUGCGAUCAUGGCUUGGGACUCGAUGGCUGACAAGACGUGACAGAGAAGUGGACCUCUUCGUGAAGUUUGUAUAUUACGGGAUGACUGUAGGUCGUGGAAUUCAGACAUUAGGGGAGGAGUAUACCAAUAUAUGGCAGUACUCUGCUGCCACAGGACAUGCUCCGCCAUUGCAGUGGUUGCGCUUAGCUUUGAUACUCAUACCGACGGUUCCUCCGUACAUUCUAUCCCGAGCCACAGAAUUUGUGUCGAUGUCAAGCCAUCCCACAUUGGCUUCCAUACUUAAGGGUCUUCCUUCGACGUUGCAGGUACUAACCGAAGUCAAUCUGGCCAUAUUCUACUUUUCUGCGACAUACUAUAGUCUAGUGAAACGAAUUCUGGGUAUCAGACAUCUAUCAUCCAUACCUGAUAAUCCCGAUAUUCGACCACCCUCAUACUCUCUGCUAGGUAUACUGUUAACAAUCAGACUCCUUCAUCGUUUGGCGACGUCUUUGAAACAGCGAUUUGCAUCGGAAGAGCCAUCUGCAAAAAAGGAGAAGGAACCGGUGGGAACGAAUAUCUCGAGCUCACAGGAGAGUUUCCUGGAUGACCGCGCUAUAUCAAGUCUCAUUGGGCCCGCUGAUCUCGAAGCAGACACCUCAAGGCUCACUGAGGAAGAUGGCGGGACGGCAUUGGAUAUAUCGUCAAUACCCGAUGCGUUGAGGGCUGGGAGAAAUUGUACACUGUGUCUCGAAGAGAGAACCGAUAGCUGUGCUACAGAAUGCGGACAUUUAUUUUGUUGGACAUGUAUUGUUGGCUGGGGUAGAGAAAAGGCCGAAUGCCCUCUCUGUCGUCAAUCCCUGAAUUUGUCGCACCUCCUUCCCAUUUACAACUUGUAA